AAAAUCUUUAUUCUCAUUGUAACAAUGAAACAUUGUACAACAAAAUUCAGGUGCAACUCUACAGAUAAAAAAUAUAAAAGUUAAAGACAGAAAUAGGCAACUAACCUCUUGGCAGCAUUCAGGAUGGUGAGAGCUAAUGGGUAAAAUCUGGUUUUUAUUGUGUUAGUUUUAGUUUUUUUAGUUUGUCUAAAGUGUCUUGAAAUGUGAGCAGAAGUUUUCUGACGCUGCAGAAGGACCUUCAUUACUGGAACAAGUAGAAACAUCUGCAGGCAUGAGGUGGACAUCAGUUUGAAUCGGCUGGGCGUUUCCAUGGGUCCAGUUAGCAACACGAAAAAAAUACAAUUAUUUUUAGUGAAAGGUUUUGCGCUAGGUCUUUGGAUGUAUCAAAUGGAAGCAACAACAGUCAGAAACGACCAAGAAGAUGACAGGAAGUGACAGGAUCCAUGUUUUUAAUAAGCUACCAUGUGAACAAACUUAUUGAUGUGAUUUUAACUGAGUUUCUUUUUUAAUGGAAACACACCAAUAGUGAAAUUGUAUUUUCUUACAUUAGUGGAAACACAGACACAGACAAAAGACGGGUCAGUCUGACGGUCGGUCCAGGAACGUCUCUACUGGGAAGAACAAUCAGAUCAUUCAACUCAUUUUUGAAAAGCUGUAAAAAAAAAAUGAUGGAUGGACAUUAAGAAAUGAAUAUUGAUCUGUUAUCUGUUUGCUUUCAGGCUGACCUGAAGCUCUGGACCAGGACGGUUUGGUAGAAAACGAUGAUGGAACCAUUAAAGGAAAACAUUUCUUCACAUCAAUACUUCAUCUUCAGUGGCUUCAGUGAGCUUGGAGCUCUGAAAUCCUUCAUUUCGAUCCCCUUCCUGAUUCUGUUCUUUGUGUCUCUGUUUGCCAACUCCCUGCUGAUCUAUGUGGUCAUUUCACAGAGGAGCCUCCACUCCCCGAUGUACAUCCUCAUCUCCUGCUUGUCAUUUGUUGAUAUGUGCCUGCCACUGAUUCUCAUCCCCAACCUGUUGCUGAACAUCUUGUUCAACGCGAGCGGGAUCUCUCUGAGCAGCUGCCUGGUUCAGAUGUUUUUUGUUCAUUUCUCAGGAACGUGUCAGUCCACUCUGCUGCUCUGGAUGGCGUUGGACCGAUACUUUGCCAUCUGCAGGCCCCUUUCCUACCAUGAUCACAUGUCUCUACCCAGAUUCCUCCAGUUUGUGAUUCCUCUUCUGGUCAGGGAUGUGGUCAUGAUCGUGACGGUGGUGAUUCUAGCAGGUAAAGUGUUGUACUGCUUCAGUAACGUGAUAAACCAUUGUGUCUGUGAACACAUGGCCUUGGUGGAGUUGGGCUGUGGCAGCACAGCCAUCAACAGUCUGGUUGGGUUAUUAGGAGUCUUCCUGGUCACUGUGUUUGAUUUCUUGUGCAUCACCGCUUCAUAUAUAAUCAUAUUCCGCUCUGUGAUGCGUUCAGGUAAAUCCAGUGCUAAAGCUCUGCACACCUGCGUCACUCACAUCAUCGUCAUCGUCAUCAGUUUGACCUUCGUGCUCACGGCUUUCCUGUCGUAUCGGAUCAGAAACAGCCUUCCAAACGCUGGUCGCCUUUCUGUCAGCAUCUUGUACCUGUUUCUGCCGAGCUGUUUCAACCCGAUCAUCUACGGCAUCAGAACCACCGAGAUCCGAAAACACAUCUGGAGGACGCUGUCAUCUCGCACGCUGUGACUUACAGCUGAAAAACUGUUUCAAUUUUUGGUUCCAUAUUGUUUAUUAAUAAAAAUGUUUCAAAC
Molecule: messenger RNA, 1768 nt
Organism: Xiphophorus hellerii (green swordtail)
Lineage: Eukaryota; Metazoa; Chordata; Actinopteri; Cyprinodontiformes; Poeciliidae
Product: olfactory receptor 52N2-like
Exons: 1
Coding region: 762-1703 (313 amino acids)
Biological process (GO): G protein-coupled receptor signaling pathway
Cellular component (GO): plasma membrane
Molecular function (GO): G protein-coupled receptor activity; olfactory receptor activity
Source: RefSeq, a predicted model, not a curated record